CAAUUAUCCAGCCAAUCACAUUCCGACGCCUUUAUUUGCAUACGAGAACGAAGAUCUAUGUCGGAGUAACCUCGAAGACCUUGUGCUGAUUUUGAUUCCGAGCAGAGUUCUCGCAUUCGACAAGCGAGUCGUCGUUCGCCAUACCUGGACAGAUGUGUUGACGUAUUCAAGAAGGGCAGUUUGGAACUACAAAUUAGUUUCCAUGGUGUCGCUGCCAGCCAACAAAUACGAGCAGCAAAUAAUCCAAACUGAGAAUGAACUCUGGGGCGACAUUGUGGUUCUGAACUUGCGAGACAGCUACUACAAACUCACAAUUCAGAUGUUGAUGUCGUUCGAGUGGGUACACAGACACUGUUCUAAUUCAAAGAUGGUCUAUAAGGCUGAUGAUGACACUUACAUCAAUUUGGCUAUGCUGGAAGAGAUCAUCAGCAAUCGGUUCAAAGGCAAUGUUGGAAUCAGAAGGCUUACGGAUGAGCCGAUUUUCGUUGGUGGAUACUGCACUGAAGGAAACCCGGUGUUCCGAACAGUCGAUGAAUUCACACGAAGAUGGGUUGUGACCCAAGAAGAAUAUCCCUCUCAAUCUUACCCCCCUUGUUGCAGGGGGGCGUUCUAUUUCAUCUCGACUUCGCUAACCUCCAAAAUAGCCCGAAAUUGUCCUUACCAUUGCACUUUACAAACGAAUCGAAACGUGAAGUCUCAAAACUGUUUUUGGAAAUUCGAAGAUGUGUUCUUGGGAUCCUGCCUGUCAUCUAUUAGCCCUAAGCCGGCUUCAGUUAAUGUCCAGAAUGUGUUUUGGUUGUCAGAUGAAACAGAAAAACCGGCUAGUUUAUACGAGAGCACAGCUGUUAUUCACCCAUUAAAAAGUGUAUCGGACAUUUUGACUCAUCACGCAAAGUAUCAAUCAAUCUCUAGAAAACGCUUAAAAGAAAAAAUAGACAGACAUAUGAAAAAUUUAGUCAGCAAAAUCUCGUUGAAAAAAUCGUUGAAAAAACAUCAAAAAGACUAA
This is a messenger RNA of Symsagittifera roscoffensis, 1006 nucleotides long. RefSeq names its product beta-1,3-galactosyltransferase 5-like. The transcript has 4 exons. The coding region runs from base 203 to 1006 and encodes 267 amino acids. NCBI's taxonomy places the organism in Eukaryota, Metazoa, Xenacoelomorpha, Acoela, Convolutidae. Gene Ontology annotation, cellular component: Golgi membrane. The record is from RefSeq and is a predicted model, not a curated record. Gene Ontology annotation, molecular function: hexosyltransferase activity.